GACCACCUGGGCCACCAGGACCACCCGGAGCACCAGGAGAUCCUGGAGAUGCUGGAACACCUGGAAGGCCAGGCGUUGAUGCAAGCCCAGGUAGUCCCGGUCCACGGGGACCACCAGGACCACCUGGCGAACCCGGACCACCAGGACCACCCGGAGAACCUGGAGUGCCAGCACAAAGUGAGCCACUGACACCAGGAGAGCCGGGUGAGCCUGGUGAUCCAGGACCACCAGGUCCACCGGGGCCACCUGGAGCGCCUGGUGCAGACGGUGCUCCAGGACCAGCAGGACCAAAAGGACCUCCAGGACCGGAUGGACCACCAGGUGUUGAUGGACAACCAGGACCGCCAGGACCAGCUGGACCUCCAGGAACGCCGGGAGAAAAAGGAAUAUGUCCAAAAUACUGCGCGAUUGAUGGUGGUGUGUUCUUUGAAGACGGUACGAGACGAU
Molecule: messenger RNA, 447 nt
Organism: Gongylonema pulchrum
Lineage: Eukaryota; Metazoa; Nematoda; Chromadorea; Rhabditida; Gongylonematidae
Source: the annotation of a GenBank genome assembly